Drosophila takahashii is the source of this 324-nucleotide messenger RNA. RefSeq names its product larval cuticle protein 65Ag1-like. Gene Ontology annotation, molecular function: structural constituent of chitin-based larval cuticle. Gene Ontology annotation, cellular component: chitin-based extracellular matrix. NCBI's taxonomy places the organism in Eukaryota, Metazoa, Arthropoda, Insecta, Diptera, Drosophilidae. The record is from RefSeq and is a predicted model, not a curated record.
AUGAAGUUCCUGAUUGUCUUCGCCGCCCUCUUCGCCGUGGCCGCCGCCGGUCUUCUACGUUCUCCGUCUAGUGAAGUCCAAAUCCUUAAGCAGGCAUCCGAUGUCAGUGAAUCGGGCUUCAACUAUAACUGGGAGACUAGCGAUGGCCAGGCUGCUCAGGCCGCAGGUCAGCUGAAGAACAUUGGAAAGGAGCAGGCCAUCGCCGUCAAGGGAUUCUUCUCCUUCGUGGGCGAUGAUGGCCUGACCUAUAAGGUUAACUACAUCGCCGAUGAGAACGGAUUCCAGCCCCAGGCUUCCCAUCUGCCCGUUGCUCCUGUGGCAUAA